AUGGACACUUUUACUAUUCAAGGAAAAGGUUUGCCAAUUAUCGAUGAAUGGUUACGUCAUUACUUAAUAACAAUGAAUAGAUAUAAGGACAAAUACCCGUUGUUUUUUACUUCACAACUGACCACUCAUGAUGGAACCACAUGUUAUCGUGAGCACAAUCAAGAAUAUAAUCGCCUGUUACGAUCAGGAAUAACCCAUGAAUCUCAUAAUUUCGUUGAUUCUCAUCUCCAAAUGCCCUCAAAAGCCAAAGAAUGGAUUAUCAUACAGGGCUUCCAAGGAUGGAGAUUUGCCAUAAUUAUCGAAAAAUCUCAUAACGUCGACACAUUAACGGUAGAAAUAUGGAACUUAUGUAAAUUUGAUCCUCAAAGUGUUAACUUUCCAAUCAAUACUCAACAAUCAUUACUUCCAAAUCAUAUGACGUCGAUGAGCCGAGGGCUUCAAUCCUUUAAAGAGAAUGAUAGAGAAACUCUUAAUAUAAUAAUAGAGGAAAAAAGUAAAUUAGACCAAGUGGAAAUCCCUUGUCUUAUUGAAGAUAAAUAUCGAUGGAUUGAUCAAUGGUUCGGCUCUUCGGAGAUAGGGCAUAAGCUGAUGAACAUCAAAGAUCAGCUGUCGCAUUUGCAAAUAUUAAAUUUUUACACAGAUGGCAGCCUUAAGAAGCACGAAUACAAUAGCGUUCAAGAUAGUAAUGCUUGUUAA
Molecule: messenger RNA, 696 nt
Organism: Rhizophagus irregularis DAOM 181602=DAOM 197198
Lineage: Eukaryota; Fungi; Glomeromycota; Glomeromycetes; Glomerales; Glomeraceae
Source: RefSeq, a predicted model, not a curated record